AAGCGAGCGUCGUCGGUGGUUCGAGACGAGUGGGAGACUCGAAAUGGUCAUUGGUUUCCGGGAAUUGCGACUCGACGCGUCGUUCGUGUGAAUUUGUGAACUAACGAAACUGUGAUUCGUCGUGCAAGUGGAACUGGAACUUGGAUCAGACGACUUGAAACAAGUUGCAAUCGUGAUCCGAUGGACAGUGAUGUGAUAAAUGUGGAUCCAAGGAACACCGGCACCAAGAUGUUGUAAAUGGACUUCAAGGACAUACAUGAGCUUUGUCGUCCCCUGGGUAUGGUUCAAAACUGUUUUCCUCUAAACGCUGCUUCGAGGGGACUCGCGUAAUGAGUUGACGUCGACAAAUGGGGGCUGAACGGCGAUUCAGCGGCAACAUCUUGGUGAAACGCGAGGAUCAGGACGACAAGCUUGCGGGAUAAAGGUUGAGGAGGAAAGGACUAGACUCGGGUUCCAAUUAAACCUGAAUGGGAUGUGAUAUGGGAAACACAGAAAAGAGACGGACUCCGUCUCUCGACGCACGCGACGUACUUGAGGAUUAUUGGUAGAACGAUCGCGGAAUGAAGACUACCUAACUCGCGCGACCAUGAGGGCGUUUGUAUUGAUCCUCCUCUCCUUGCAACUCCUGGUUUACACGGCAGAUGCUGUGGUCCAUCGGCGACACGUCGGGACACAAGAGGGUGAGACUAACGCACUGGAUGUCUCGGGUCCGAUUAAAGAAGUCCUGGCACAAACAGGAGGAACGGCUGCCUUACCUUGUAAGCUGUCCGAGCCCGGAGCUGGAAUCGUUACGUGGCUGCGACGCAGAGACAGACAGCUACUGACGGUGGGAACGGCGACGCAUUCGGUGGACAGUCGGUUCAUGGUGAGACCGUCGACGUCGGAUUGGGCCCUGAUGAUCCGCGGAGUAACUCUGCAGGACGCGGGUCUCUACGAGUGCCAGGUGCCCACUGUACCCGUUCAGCACCAGUUUGCCCGUCUCAAGAUCACCGAGGCAUACUCCGUCAUCCCCGGGGCGCCGGACCUCCACGUCAAGCAGGGAUCCAGCCUCCGGCUUGAGUGCCAACUCAUCUCAGCCACCGAACCCCCCCUUUAUGUCUUCUGGUACCGCCAGGGCAGGAUGAUAAACUACGACGCUGAGCCUGGUGUCAGGGUGGAACUAACCAAGACGGGCUCCAUACUCAUCGUCGAUAAGACGAAACCGGCCCAUGGUGGAAAUUACACUUGCACACCCAGCAACGCCAGGUCUGCAUAUGUCGUCGUUCACGUCAUUGAGGAGGAAGAGAAACCCGCCGCAAUGCACGGCGGCGAUCGUAGAAGCUCUUCGGGCUCUGGACCAUCCCCAAACAUUCUACUGACGCUGAUUUUCACCCUCAGUUCGAGCUGGUUCCAUCGAACGAUCUCGAGGCACGUUGGACAGUACCGAUCUACCACGUGAUGAAGUUGACAAAUUCCCGAGUCGUCUAUCGAGUGAAAUUUAGCCAGCAUUUAUAAAACGUACAUUAUACUAUACUUGUGUAAAGAACUUAUCUUCCUCCAUCCGAGUGUGUUUUCGCAUGUCCAUCACAAUUGUACAACAAACCUUACGAACAAUUUAAGGUCAGGUCAAGUGUAUAAUUUUUAACCCCUUCCUCCCUCGGAAGACAGAAUCCUUCUUACUACUUUCAUCUUACACCUUGCUUCGUGCACGCUGUGUAAAUCUGAAU
Messenger RNA from Diprion similis, 1706 nucleotides. Its product is annotated as neural cell adhesion molecule 2-like. The transcript has 9 exons. The coding region runs from base 587 to 1438 and encodes 283 amino acids. Gene Ontology annotation, cellular component: neuron projection membrane. The record is from RefSeq and is a predicted model, not a curated record. Lineage: Eukaryota; Metazoa; Arthropoda; Insecta; Hymenoptera; Diprionidae. Gene Ontology annotation, biological process: synapse organization.